AAAAAAACUCAAAUCAAAAUUCAAAUUCCUAAAUUAAAAUAAGAAGAAGAAAAAACAAUGAUUACCUCACCAUCCUCUCGCUCUCCCUCUGCAACAACCACACCACACCACCACCAUCAUUGCCAACACCAGUGACGACAUGUCGUUCCUUCACAAAAUCCGAUUCGAAAGCGCAACAGCCGACGAUCCCCUCUCUCUCGCAACUUCUCUUUAUAUUACAUUUUCUUCUCCCUAAGUAAAAAUAUCAAAUUUCUCUCAUUUCUCUCAUCAAUUUCCUCGAGAACCAAACAGAAAACUUCGAUUUCUUUCUCUCUCUCGGUAAUUUCUCUCAGCUGAUACCUGUCUCCGACUUAGGGUUUUUUUAUUAUUUAUUUUUUUGCUUCGAUUUCGAUUGGGCGUCCCAGUGCGGCAUUUCAAUUUUUAAUCACUCAGACCAGUGAAAAAAAUAGGGUUUCAGAUUUCGAAAUCAAGGUUUUUGGUCAUUUAUAGGGUUUAACAUUGAAUUCCAACUUUGUGUUUGUAGUUAGGGUUCUCUUUGAUUAUCUGAUUUGGAGAGAGGGAGAGAUAAGUUAGGGUUUUAUGAUGGUAGAUAGACAAUGGUGAGGCUAUUAGGAUUAACUCGUGGAGAAUCAGAUGAUUCUCCACGAGAGAUUACCUCGAGGACGACUCCUUUAACUAGUGAGUCAGGUGAGAGUGGAUGGUUAAUUAGAUUUUUUGAUUCAGCUUUCUUUUGUGAGUGGAUUGCAGUAAGUUAUCUGUAUAAGCAUGAUCAUGCUGGGGUUCGGGAUUAUCUGUGUAAUAGAAUGUAUACAUUGCCCUUAUCGGGUGUCGAGAGUUAUUUGUUUCAAAUUUGUUAUAUGAUGAUACAUAAGCCGAGUCCGUCGCUUGAUAAGUUUGUUAUUGAUAUGUGUUCUAAGUCAUUGUUAAUAGCUUUGAAAGUACAUUGGUUUUUGUUGGCGGAGCUUGAAGAUUCGGAUGAUAAUGAUGGGAUUAGUAGGAUUCAGGAGAAGUGUCAGAUUGCUGCUACGUUGAUGGGAGAGUGGCCGCCAUUGUUGAGGCCACGAAAUGAAUCUUCAAGUCCUGGGAGUAAGAAUCAGGUUCUGAGUAGACUCUUGUCAUCGAAGCAGAAGUUGCUGUCAUUGACUUCUUCUCCACCUCCGCAGAAGUCCAUUUCGUUUUCACCCUCAUCGGGGAACGGUUUGCAGGAGGAUGGAACUGGUAGUCAGCUGUCACCGGAUGAGAAUAAGAUUUUUAAGAAGUUUAUUCCUGGUUCGAAGGUUAGAGAUGCAUUGUUGUUUAGGAAGUCAUUUGAUAAAGAUGAUCAGAAGGCUAGAGAUGCUUUGUUGUUUAAGAAGUCAGCUGAUAAAGAUGCGGAAGAGGGUGAAAAGGAUGGAUUUUUCAAGAGGCUUAUGAGGGACAGUAGUAAACGUGAGGAUGAGGAGUUGACACAAAGUUCAGAUGGGUUUUUCAAGAGGUUUAGAGGUAGUAUUAAAAGUGAGGAUGAGGAGAUGACAUCCGGCUCAGAUGGUUUUUUCAAGAGGCUUCUCAAGGAUAGUAGUAGAGGUGAGGAUGAGGAAGUAACCUCGAGUUCCGAUGGCUUUUUCAAGAAACUGUUUCGUGAUAGUAAGGGCGACGCCGAUGACAAGUUGGUUUCUAAAUCUUCAGAGGAUGACGAAAAGGAGGGGUUCGUUAAGAAGUUUUUUAAGGAUAAGUUUGAAGACAAGAAAGAUGGAAAUGAUCAGAAUGAGGAUGAAGAGAGGUCAAAGCUUGAAGAGAAAGGUUCAAAAUCUGCAGAGGAUGAUGAAAAAGAAGGGUUCUUCCGGAAGUUGUUCAAGGAUAAGUCCGAGGACAAGAAAGAUGGGACCGAGAAAUCUGAUGAGGGGGCUACCAAUUUUGAGGAAGAAGAACCUUCAGACUUUUCCUUGUUUCGUAGACUGUUUCGUGUGCAUCCUGAAGAGGUCAAAAAUACUGGUGCAAAUGAAAAUAACGGUAGUAGCAGCUUGUUUGAAAGCAGCCCGGGUACUGAGAAUUUUUUUCGCAAACUGUUUAGAGAUCGUGAGCGCUCAGUUGAAGACUCUGAGUUAUUUAGUUUCAAGAAGAACAAAGAGAAGCAUCCUGGAUCACUGAAUCAACAGAAUGAGAAGUUGAAUACAAAGCCUCCGCUUCCAAAUAACACUGCAUCACAGUUCCGGAAAGGGGCUUAUCAUGAGUCAUUGGACUUUGUGAUGUCGUUAUGUGAGACUUCAUAUGGUUUGGUUGAUGUAUUUCCUAUUGAAGAUCGUAAAAGUGCUCUUUGUGAGUCACUUGCAGAGAUUAAUGUGCAUUUAGCUGAGGCUCGAAACAGUGGAGGAGUUUGCUUUCCAAUGGGAAAAGGGUUGUAUCGUGUUGUUCAUAUACCUGAAGAUGAAGCUGUUCUUUUGAAUUCUAGGGAAAAGGCACCUUAUCUGAUUUGCGUUGAAGUAUUGAAAAGUGAAAUGCCAAGCAAUAGCAAGGACACAUCUGGCGCUCAAAACCUUUCCAGAGGAGGAAUUCCUCUUGCAAAUGGAGAUGCAUUCCUGCCGAAGCCACCUCCUUGGGCUUAUCCUUUGUGGACUACCCAGGACAUGUAUCGAAAUAGUAGUGAUAGGAUGUCCCAAUCAACCGCUGAAGCAAUUGACCAGGCAAUGUCCCAUGCAUCUGAAACAAAAAUGAAAUUUGUUAAUGUGAAUCUUUCUGUGGAGAAGAAAUUGCCUAGCCAGUCAACUGUCAUUGAAGCACCUAAAUUAAAUUCUGGCAUCAAUUUUAUGCAUCAAAAUGCUGCACAUUGUAGUGAUUUGGAAUGGGUAAGGGUAGUGCUGACAGCAGAUCCUGGAGUUAGAAUGGAAGAUGUAGGGGAUGAAGGGGCGCCACGACGCAAGGAGCAUCGUCGUGUUCCUAGCACGAUUGCAAUAGAAGAAGUAAAGGCUGCUGCAGCCAAAGGGGAAGCACCUCCUGGACUGCCUCUGAAAGGGGCUGGUCAAGUUUCAUCAGAUGCACAACCAAAUGUUAAUGGUGGCAAUCCCAAGGCCAGUGAUGCCUUAUCUGGUGAACUCUGGGAGGUCAAGAAAGAGAGAAUACGUAAAGCUUCAGUAUAUGGGAAAUUACCUGGCUGGGACUUGCGCUCUGUUAUUGUGAAGAGUGGUGAUGACUGUAGGCAGGAGCAUCUUGCCGUGCAACUCAUUUCACACUUCUAUGAUAUAUUUCAAGAAGCUGGUGUCCCUCUUUGGUUGCGUCCUUAUGAAGUUCUUUGUACUUCAUCAUACACAGCUCUUAUUGAAACAAUUCCAGAUACGGCUUCAAUCCAUUCUAUCAAGAGUAGAUAUCCGGACAUCACAAGUUUGCGUGACUUUUUUGUUGCCAAGUAUGGAGAGAACUCCCCAAGUUUUAAGCUUGCACAGAGGAACUUCGUUGAAAGUAUGGCUGGAUAUUCUUUAGUGUGCUACCUUUUACAGGUGAAGGACAGGCACAAUGGGAACUUGUUAAUGGAUGAAGAUGGCCACAUUAUACACAUUGAUUUUGGUUUCAUGCUCUCUAAUUCUCCUGGUGGUGUAAAUUUUGAAAGUGCACCCUUCAAACUAACCCGAGAACUUCUUGAGGUCAUGGAUUCUGAUGCUGAGGGAAUUCCAAGCGAGUUCUUUGACUAUUUUAAGGUUUUAUGCAUUCAAGGCUUCUUGACAUGUCGUAAGCAUGCAGAGCGUAUAAUUCUCCUUGUUGAGAUGUUGCAGGAUUCUGGUUUCCCUUGCUUUAAAGGUGGUCCCCGGACAAUACAGAACCUAAGAAAGCGAUGCCAUCUAAGUUUGACAGAAGAGCAAUGCGUGUCAUUGGUGCUCUCUCUGAUCAGCAGCAGCUUAGAUGCAUGGCGGACACGGCAGUAUGAUUAUUAUCAAAGAGUUUUAAAUGGAAUAUUGUGAGGUUAGAUUUGCUUGGUGAUUGCUUUCAUUGCUCCCCCUUUGAUAAAGCCAGUCCAGUGAAGCACUUUUAUUGGAGCUGUUUGUAAAUUGAUGUCGUAUGAGGGGAAAUUGAUUCACUGCACUGUGGCAUUGGCAAUUAAGCAGAAUACUGAUGACAGUUUAUGGCUGUUUUCGCUUGGUGUGAGGAAAUUGUAAAUGUAUCGGCUGAAAUACUUUUUAGAAGUCUUGCAGGCUGCAUUUACUUCAGCAGGGUUUUCUUCUUUUCACUGUUUCCCCUUGUCAUUUGUCGUAGAGCUCUCUGCUGGCUGGUGGGGGGAAUUUAGUUACUCAACAGGAGAACUUCCUUUUACCCAUCUUCAGACAGCACAUACUUGUACAUUGUGAUUCCUCUGGAGACAACGUUCCAGACAUGAAAUGGUGUCUGAGGCUGUAAUUGCUGGUUGGCGUUGCAGCUGCUCUACAUUUUACACCGGUCAGUGAUCAGAAGCAGCCAAACAUUCCCGAUUUUUAUCUAUCCAUAUUUGAAACUCAUUAUAUUCUUCUGAUUAAAGUUUUGACGCACUAUAUCGGACUGGUAGCCUGUUGGUUGGUAACUGGUCUCCUCCAUUUGAUGGCUAUUCUUCCCAGGGUAAGAUUCUUCCAUGCUUCCUAUCAAAGGCUUGUUAGCAACAUUCAUGUUAGAUUAGAUCCCAUUUGCUGUUUAACAGUAAAGAAAAUUUGUUUAUUUGAUAUUCCUGUUGUAUAUCAGAGUUUUGGUGGCAUCGAAUUUUGUUUCCAGGUUGUGUAUUUCUUAAUGAAAAGUUUGAUGUUUGUCA
Molecule: messenger RNA, 4744 nt
Organism: Populus trichocarpa (black cottonwood)
Lineage: Eukaryota; Viridiplantae; Streptophyta; Magnoliopsida; Malpighiales; Salicaceae
Product: phosphatidylinositol 4-kinase beta 1
Exons: 16
Coding region: 597-3929 (1110 amino acids)
Biological process (GO): phosphatidylinositol-mediated signaling; phosphatidylinositol phosphate biosynthetic process
Cellular component (GO): cytoplasm; membrane
Molecular function (GO): 1-phosphatidylinositol 4-kinase activity
Source: RefSeq, a predicted model, not a curated record